Eruca vesicaria subsp. sativa (arugula) is the source of this 225-nucleotide messenger RNA. NCBI's taxonomy places the organism in Eukaryota, Viridiplantae, Streptophyta, Magnoliopsida, Brassicales, Brassicaceae. The record is from the annotation of a GenBank genome assembly.
AUGGCUAGCUCAAUCACACUCCUUGCUGAUUUGAAAGCGGGUCGGUGCUCCACCACGGCGGAGGUACGACUUCUGCGUUUCUGGGAGGCGAGAAACACAAGCCGGAACAGCAGUCGGUCCGGCGAACUGAUGAGCGUCGACAUGUUGCUUAUCGAUGAGAAUGAGAUUGUUGAAGUCGUCUUGCAAGAAUCCUCUUUACUGGACCAAGAGUUCCUUAUACUUUGA